AACGCGUAUAUUUGGAAGGUGAGGCCACUCAGCGGCUGUCUGCAGAUCUGGCAAAUUGUGAUAAAGGGAACCCGUCAAUAAAGGGAGGGGACAUUGGCUGGUUCUCUAACUCAGCUUGUAAUCGUCCAAAGCCCGACGUCUUCCACAAAUCAGAGGAUGAUAUAAGAAGAAUAAACUCGUGGAUAAAAUAAAAAAGAAAGAAAGAAAAAUAAACGAAAGUUAAGGAAAGCAAUGUUUAAAGAUUCAGGGGGAAACGCGGGGCUGGGAAACAAUGUUCACACGGGCAGCAAAUCAGCGAAGAGUGGAUCCAGCUGCGGAUUUUUAUCUCCUUCUUGUUUUCUACAGAAAGCGUCCGGAAAGUGAUUUACAAGAAAAACAAGACGGUUCUUUAAGGAGCAGUUUGUCCGUUUUAAGUGCAACGAUCUGCCCUUCUCUCUCCUCCCUUCAUGGUCUGCUGGCUGUAGUCUGCGUCUAUCCCAUCAUGGCCUCCACCCUCUCACCUCCUAUACCCCCCCCCCCGCCCUACAGACACACACUCCCACACACAACCUCCUGAGCCCUCUGCGUCUCUGGUCCAGGUCUAGAGGAAUGUUGAGUGUCUCUAUAGCCCCCUCCCUGGAGAUUAGGCUUCACCAUGCCCCCCUCAAUUCAUUCCAUUCCAAAGUAUGCCCCCUAAGAGCUGCCGCAUUUUUAUCUGAGCCCGGUGAUUGUGACAGAUUGGCCCAAAUGACACACAUACACAAACACACAUUCGUGGACACACGCCGAGGCACAAACAGAGGGGUGGUUGGUCCGCCCGGGGAGGGACCAGACAGCGCCAGGCUCCAGCUAUAAAACCCUCCCAGGAUGGGGACAGUGUCCUGCCCUGAGCUGGACAGUUUCUCCUUCCUCUGUGCCAGGACGCCGUCAGGACAGGCAGCAGACGAGCCUCCAACAUGAACGACAUCUACAAGGCAGCGGUUGAGCAGCUGACAGAUGAACAGAAAAAUGAGUUCAAGGCCGCCUUUGACAUCUUCGUACAAGAUGCAGAGGACGGCUGCAUCAGCACCAAGGAGCUGGGGAAGGUGAUGAGGAUGCUAGGCCAGAACCCCACACCAGAGGAGCUGCAGGAGAUGAUUGACGAGGUGGAUGAAGACGGGAGUGGCACGGUGGACUUUGAUGAGUUCCUGGUCAUGAUGGUGAGGUGCAUGAAGGACGACAGCAAAGGGAAGUCAGAGGAGGAACUGGCAGAGCUGUUUCGCAUGUUUGACAAGAACGCAGAUGGUUACAUUGACCUGGACGAGCUGAAGAUGAUGUUGGACUCCACAGGAGAGGCAAUUACUGAGGACGACAUCGAGGAGCUGAUGAAAGACGGGGACAAGAACAACGACGGCAAAAUUGACUACGAUGAGUUCUUGGAGUUCAUGAAAGGAGUGGAGUAAUUCUGAACAAGAGAAGAUCCAGAGUGUUAUUUUUGUAUUUCCCUUUGACUCCACAGUCAUCUGUGGAAAACUGGAAGCUGAUUUGGAUGCCGCUGAUAGAAACAACGGAACGACUUUGCAAGAUUCAAUCAAAUACUGUAGCUGAAUGUUUCUGUAUUUUUUCUACCAUCUCUUGCAUUGUUGUAAAUACAGUUUGUAACUACUUUUGGUGCCCAUGUAUACAGAAUUUGUGUAAAUGUAUCCAAAUUACUUUUCUAUAGAGGCCACAUAGUGUACCAAGUUUGGCUGCUCGAAAUAUGUGUUUGUUUCCGACUAAAUCGUAUUCCCUGAAGUGCCACAGCCAGUUUACAAAUCUUCUUACUGAGAGGCUAAUAUUGUUAUAGCUGGCCAGAAAAUGUAUGUGUGCACAAAGCAGAACCUAACCAUGAGUCAACAUAGUUUUACUAGACCGAUCAUAUAGCAAUAUAAUGGAUCCAGUUUGUAUACUAAACAUGUUCCAAUGUGAACAUUGUGUACGUUUCUGAAUGUUUAAGAUACCCUCAGGACUUUUUAUCCCCCUCUCAUGCUCCUUUGAACGCCUGCAUAUUUCUACAUGAAAAGUUAGUUUGAAAUGUGCGCUCAUGUAAUUAAAAAAAGAUGCAUUUGUCA
Messenger RNA from Cottoperca gobio, 2069 nucleotides. It is a transcript of the gene tnnc1a, whose product is annotated as troponin C type 1a (slow). Gene Ontology annotation, molecular function: calcium ion binding. The coding region runs from base 936 to 1421 and encodes 161 amino acids. NCBI's taxonomy places the organism in Eukaryota, Metazoa, Chordata, Actinopteri, Perciformes, Bovichtidae. Gene Ontology annotation, cellular component: myosin II complex. The record is from RefSeq and is a predicted model, not a curated record. The transcript is spliced from 7 exons.